Messenger RNA from Sinocyclocheilus anshuiensis, 569 nucleotides. Its product is annotated as thymosin beta-a. Gene Ontology annotation, biological process: regulation of cell migration; actin filament organization. Gene Ontology annotation, cellular component: cytoplasm. NCBI's taxonomy places the organism in Eukaryota, Metazoa, Chordata, Actinopteri, Cypriniformes, Cyprinidae. The record is from RefSeq and is a predicted model, not a curated record. Gene Ontology annotation, molecular function: actin monomer binding. The transcript has 3 exons. Bases 106 to 246 code for a protein of 46 amino acids.
GAUGGCCAGUAUUUAAAGCGGCCGCCCACCUUGAGCAGCGCACAGAGAUUCAGUCUAACAGAUCUAGUGUACUACAGUCCCGAGGCCAGCGCCAGACUCUCCAAAAUGAGCGACAACCCUGUUAAAGAAGAAGUGCAGCAGUUUGACAAGAGAUGUCUAAAGAAGACAAACACGGCGGAGAAGAACACUCUGCCCACUAAAGAAGAUAUCGAGAAGGAGAAGAAGGCUGCAGACGGGGCCAAAUGAAUGUAAGCCGUGACGGCUCUCCUCACAUCCUCACACCUCCUGGAUGUCUGCUCCUCUCCCGCAUAAAUCAAAUCAUUUUUCAAUCUACUGGCAUUUUUAAAACGAUGUGAACUGCAGAAUCAUGUAUGUAAUUGGAACUGUGGAUAUUCUCCAUCUUUUCAUCAUGUGGGAUUUAGAGAGGAGAUGGAUCAGUUAUUGAGCACAUUUCUGUAUCUGUCAUGAUUAGCUAACGACUGCCCACAUCAAUCUGCUGCCAUCUGCGCUGGUUAUUCUCUAAAUAACAUGCGAGAUGAUAUUUUUGUUUAAUAAAUGAUCAUAAAAAA